GCUAAGAGGAAAGAAAGGCAACCGGCAAAUCCCCCAAAGAAAAAAAUUUAUUUACACACAGUCGCGGCCACUACCAGCGCGACGCAGUCGAGCCAUUCGGAAGGUAGGCGGAGCGAGCUUCCCGCUCCAUUUUUAGCUUCUGGAUCAGAUUUCUGGCCGCAUCUUCUCCUUCUCCCUCCUCCUCGUAGAGGAGAGAGAAGCAGAAGAGCAAGAGGAAGGAAGGUGAAGAAACGAACAAGGUGAAAAGCUGCAAGUCGGAAAUCCUUUUUCUGUUUCUUCGUCUCGGAAAUUCACUCCGAGUGAACUCGUAAUCGUUACUCUAAUCUUGCUAGGGUUUUCUUCCCGUGCUUACCAUCCCGUCGGAGGUACUGCUUCUAACUGCAUUGCGUUUAGAUUCUAGGUUUCCGUCGGCACUUGAUUUAAUCUCCCGUCGGCGGCUGUUUCGUCGGCGAGUUGCCCGAGGUACUCGCUGUUUGUGUAGAUUCGCGGUGAGUUGUUUGCGGCUUCGGCUGGAAUUUCGUUGGAUUUUGGAAAUGAUUCACGUGGCAUGUGCUGCAUUCGUGUUUGUCGUGGUUAGGAUUGUGAAUGCGACGUUUAGGUUUUUUUGUGGCGUUGCUACUGAAAAAUCGGAAUGUGUGAUCUCCUUAGUUUCGCGUUUUGUUCAAGUAUCGAUUUGAUCCCCGCUGCUGUUGGUCUUGGCUGUCUAGAAUGUUGAGUGCUUCAAGAAUGAGCUCUGAAUCUGAAACGUUGUUUGGCAAUGUGGAUUGGACUAAGGAAAGCCAGCUGAAUUUUUCAAUUUUGGUUCUCUUGUUUUCGUGAUGCUAAGUGACGGUAGUUGUUUAUUUGCAGUGUAUAGACUACAGAUGCAGAGAUAGUUUCAACAUUAAUGGUGUGUUCACUGGGAAAUGGGAGGAUGGCUGUCAUGGCCAGGAUUCUAGCUGCUGGAAGUGUGUCAUCGCAGAAUCUAGCAGUGGAAAUUGGCCGUCGACAAUCAGUUGCAAAAUGCAUGUACAGGGAGUUACAUGAGGCUGAUGAACCAAACUUGCUUGAUGAGGAAGACAUGCAUGUCUUUGGUGUGGAGCCAAUGACUGAUCCUCUGCAUCUGGUAUGCUGCAAUGCUUGUAAGAAGCCAGUGAAGGCAAGUCAGUAUGCAGCUCAUUCAGGUUAUGAGUUUUCUGUUUCCUCUGUUUUCCUUUCUCCAGAGAAAAUUAUCGUGGUUAAUCAGACCAAGUCUUUGCUCUGCUGUACUCUGAUGCCAGCAAAUUUAAUAAUCUUGUAUGGAUAGUUUUCACUGUAAGAAUGUCACUGUUUUGCAAAAAACAUGGAGUCAAGUCUUUUCAUUUACCUAGUCUCACAUUGCUAUCGCUACCAAGGUGCAAAUGUGUAUCUGGUUAAGUUUGUUUACUUUUUUCUUGUGAAUGAAGUUUGUAGUUUUUUGUUAAGCUGUUUGCCCCUAACAUUUCCCUUGAAUUUGCACAGUCGGUUCUUUUAAAUUGGCUUGGUAAUUGACAGAAAAACGAGAUAUGAAGCUUUAUAGACUUAAAACAAAUAGAAGGGUAUCUGCUGGAUAAGCUUUCAUUAGCAUUAUAUCUGUAGAGUCUCUGUAUAUAAAAUAUAUCCAAAUUGAUUGUUUCAUUAUUUUAUAGCUGUAGAUUAUUCUUCUUGAUCGAUAUCCUAUUAUCCUUAAUUCUGCACUAAGUUGGAUUCUUUUACUUUUGUUCCUUUUCCAGAACUGUGUAGAUCAUUGAAAUAUGUUGGAGAAAUUACAACGAGAGAUGCUGGCGGUAAAGGGCACAGGAAAGCUCCUAAGAAAGAGAGGAAAAAGUUGAUGGCACACUCUAGUAUCCUUGUAGUUCUUGUUUCUGUUAUGGCCUUAAAAAAUAUAUUUUAUGCAGUAUAGAAUAGACGACUCGGAUGCCUGUUUGACUAUUGUCACCUGCUACUGCUAUUUUCGUAUACAGAUAGGUUGGUAAAUAGGGGUCGUUUGCUUCUAGGAUUUUAGAAAAUGAGGGAUUAUGAUAAAACCUUGGAUUUUGAAUAUGAGAGAUUAUGUUGGAUUUUGAUUAUGUUGGAUUUUGAAACUUCCAUGUUUGUUUGUAGGAUUUGGUAAUGGCUUUUAGUAGGUUGGAAUUAUGGCUUGAUGGGGGAAAUUACUUUAUUAUCCUUAAUGAACCACUUUUUACUUUACUUGUAUUUUGAAUGUUUUUGUAUAUACAUGAAGAAUUAGCAUAUGUAAAAAUGGCAGCAACAUCCAUACUAUUUGGUCAUAUUGCAAGAAGCCAUUAAAGUAAAUUGAAACUCUCAACCCAAACCAAUAAUGUCGAAAGGAAAAUCAAGGGUUUGGAUUGGAUUAUAAAUGUUUGAGCCCGGGCGACUGGGCGUCACUCGGGUCCAAGGGGUUUGGGGUGUCAGCCAUGACCUUGAAAGGGUAGGCGCCCCUCCUCGUCCGAAAUAAGAGAAGAGAAGAGAAGAAGUGUAUAGAGAGAGAAAGUAGAGAGAAGUAGUAGUAAGUGUAGAUGGAUCGUCAUUUAUGAGGAGAGAACUCCUAUUUAUAUACAUUUGAGAGGUAGGUAGUGGUCUGGGCGCCUGCCAAGCCAUAAAUGCUCUGGUCGGGCGCCUCAGACUCUCUGACACUGUUCAUAGUCCUUUUGGCAGAGGGUGUCCCCCUGCCCCUUGUCCUUGCUGCUGUCAGGUGCCUGGGCUUGUCUCUUGUCCCCCAGCCUUGUCUUUUUCCUCUUGUCUUCUUCCUUUCUCCAUGUCAUUAGCCAUGGUAUUAAUUCCUCAAUCAAUAUGAUACCCUAUCAAUUGCCCCUUUUGGCGAUGCCGUGAGUAUACGGUAUUGUCAAACAAAUAUGCCCUAUGUUGGUAAACUACACAAACUAUGAAGAAACGGAAAAAGAAGAAAGAAGGAAAGAAAAAAUAAAAAAUAAAAAAAAUAAAAUACAUAGAUAAUG
Messenger RNA from Linum trigynum, 2954 nucleotides. NCBI's taxonomy places the organism in Eukaryota, Viridiplantae, Streptophyta, Magnoliopsida, Malpighiales, Linaceae. The record is from the annotation of a GenBank genome assembly.